AUGGCACCGAACACCGCCAACGCAUCCUCCUCCGUCAUCUACCUCCACGAAACCUCCGUCCUAAACCCGCACGAUCCCGCCCUCACGGACGAAAACGACUGGGAGGAAUUCCACCUCAUGUCCGCCGAGGUGCGCGACCAAGCCACCGGCGCGAUCACAAGCCUGCUCCAGGCCGACGCCAUAUCCCCCGUAACGGUACUGGGGCGGCUGGAGGCGAUCCCGCGUGAGCGGGCGCACUUCCUCGCGGCGACGGCGCCGGCGUCGUUCCCGCGCGGCGGCCUGCCCAUCGAGCUGCGCGGCGUGACGCGCUUCGCAUACGGCCAGUACGACGACGGCGAGGUCGCCAUCUGGGCCGCCGGUGAGGCCGGCUGGUUCAAGCUCGCCAGCCCGCCCGCCCGCGCGUACCGGGACGUGCUCGCGGACAUGGUGGACGCGAUCAACGUCCUGUACUUUUUGGCGGACGUGUAUCGCGAGGGCCGCGGGGACGGCUCGGCGAAGGCGAUAUUCAAGCGGUAUGCGGCGGAGAAUCCGCAGCGGUUUGCGAGCGCGAAGCAGGCGGCGGAGGCGAUGUAUAGGCAUAGGGAGUUUUUGAUCUUGUCGAUGUUGCGGGGCAAGGAGUUGGAGGACCCGGCCUGGAAUUAUACGGAUAUCUUUUUGCAUCUGAAGAACAGGUUUCCGGAGGAGUAUGAUGCAAUGGAGAGGAAGGAGGCAGGCAAGGUGGGAUUGGAUAAGAGGAAGAAAGUCAAGAGGGGGCCAUCAAGUCAGAAGUCUGGAAACCAGGACGUGGAAUCGACCACGGACGAUGCGACACAGAAACCCCCGAAAAUUAAGAAACCUGGUGCGCCGCCGAAGAAAGAUGACAACUGGUGGGAGGCAAAGGUGAUAUGGGAGAUGAUGCAGAAGGUGCAGAUACAGGGCCUGCUUGCACCUCAUAACAUGACGGUCAGGAACUUCGCGAAGGUCAUGGUGCGAAAAUUCGAGGUGGAUGAUGAAAAUCCGGCUGGAGACUAUAUCAGGGCACACGCAUCGAACCUGAUGUAUAUGAUGGCGCACAAGCGGAAGCCGGCCGUCCAAUGGACGGAACAACCAAUCUAUACGGAGCUGUCACAGACCAAGCUGUCUUCGAGUGCCUUGAGGAAAGCAUCGGAACUUGCAAUCCGCCGGCGAAAAGACCCGUUGUCCGAUCCGGAACCAGAACUGGUUCACCAAAUGGCUGAGCAAGACUCAUCGUCAGAGGAUAUUCCGGCACCCGCUCCUCGGCGUGGACGCAAAGCAAGACAUUCACUCCUCAGACCAAAAAGCAGCAAGUAUUCCGGCAAAGGCAUGACCCGAAGUGGGAAGUCGUACCAUAGAAGUAGCGGGGACGAGAGCGAGGAAGAUACAGAUGGCGCAGAGGUCACGUCCCCACCGAAGCGCAAAAUCGAAGCCGACGAAGAGAACACCAGGCGUAAACGACAGAGCAGCCGGAGCCACAUUCAGGGACUCUCUCCACCCGAAUCGGACGACGAGAGGAAGGAGAGUCUUCCAUUGCGUUGGAAAACGCCGCAAAGCUCGAGGGCCACACCGGGCUUCGCUCCCAGCAUCAUGUCUGAGGCGGCGGUGUCGGUGGAGGCAAACUCGCCUGGAGACGUUUGGCGGUGCACACACGACGGGUGCGUGCAUAAAGUGUAUGGCGCGAGCUUGGACGAGUCGCAGGUACUAAUAGCGGAGCAUUUGGACGAGCAUGACGCAAGAAGGAAAGAGGCGGUCUCGCUGGCCAGAAGCGAGGAACUCAGAAGCAACCUCCCUGUCAGCAACCUGAUAAAGCGGAUCCGCGACAUGGCGGACGCGCAGUAUAAUAUGCAAUUGAUGGGUCUGUCGGGACUCGGCACGCCGACCGACGAACAGGCGUUCCCUGCGCCCAUACGACGGCAGUUCUGA
Diplodia corticola is the source of this 1920-nucleotide messenger RNA. RefSeq lists its product as uncharacterized. The record is from RefSeq and is a predicted model, not a curated record. NCBI's taxonomy places the organism in Eukaryota, Fungi, Ascomycota, Dothideomycetes, Botryosphaeriales, Botryosphaeriaceae. Bases 1 to 1920 code for a protein of 639 amino acids. The transcript is spliced from 2 exons.